This is a messenger RNA of Petromyzon marinus (sea lamprey), 2076 nucleotides long. RefSeq names its product beta-1,4-galactosyltransferase 2-like. Gene Ontology annotation, biological process: carbohydrate metabolic process. NCBI's taxonomy places the organism in Eukaryota, Metazoa, Chordata, Hyperoartia, Petromyzontiformes, Petromyzontidae. The record is from RefSeq and is a predicted model, not a curated record. Gene Ontology annotation, molecular function: galactosyltransferase activity. Gene Ontology annotation, cellular component: Golgi apparatus.
AUGAAAGCGAUCAACAAAAUACGUAGGCGCUCGCUGUCCUGAGCAAAAACUCCUACCUAAUAUACCGCUCCAUACGGAUGGAGGCCCUCUUCCGUGGUAACACCACGCCCAAGCUGUUGGAUGCAUUCCACAGGUAUGCGUGGCUCACCACACCUGGAGACGCCUCCCACCCAUCUACAUGCACGUCGGACUCUCUUCGCAUUAUGGAACACCAUCGGUCCCCACCCCUAUAAUCCUCUCCCCCACCCCCACACUUUGUGAAGCGGUAACGCAGAAAGGUGGGAACACGCGCAAGCAGCGGUGUAUGUAGUGGAGGUUCUUUCUGAGUUGCGCCGCCGAUCAAUCCCCACAGUUUGUCGUGCGAUGUCACCUCGGUGACUUUAAUCCGCCGUUUUGCCUCUUCGCACAGUAAUAGAUUACACAUUAUUCUGCGCAGCGAGCGAGCUUGCUUGCCAGCCAGCCAGCCAGCCGCAGCGGUUACUAAUUACUCUUUAGCGCCCAACUUAGCAAGAGAGCAGCAUCAGCAAGUGGAGAGGGUGACGCAAAAAAAACCGUCUUGAGAUGUCGUUGUCAAAGCCGCUGGAGACGGUGUGCGUGUCGCUGGUGAUCCUGUGCUCGCUCCACCUCUUCGUGGUCUUGGUCGUGUACUCCGAGGUGCCCGCGAAGGCCCUUUCGUUCAUGCGCCAAAGAAACCUGACGGACCGAUCGGACGCAGACGCCGUGUGGCCUCCUCCGCCCAUGAGGAAGAGGCACCGGGCGGACCUCGCAAGCGCCACGGUCGGGGUGCAGGAGAACGUCGACGUUUCGGGCCAGAGUCCUCCCCGGGAACCCACGGAGCCGUGUCCCGACGAACCCGCAGGUCUUGUGGGGCCCCUUCUGGUGGAAUUCAACAUUCCCGUGACCUUGGAGGAGACAAAGACCAUGAACCCAAAGGUGCAAGAAGGUGGCCGCUUCCGUCCCGCAAAUUGCAUCUCCAAACAGAAGGUGGCCAUCAUCAUCCCCUUCCGGCACCGUGAUGAGCACCUCAAGUACUGGCUCUACUACCUGCACCCGAUACUCCAGCGGCAGACCAUCGAGUAUGGCAUCUACAUCGUCAACCAGGUCGAUGACGCAUUGUCAGAUAAGCCCCAUGACCGACACGGCGUGGGGAAGCGCUCAUCAAGCAGUGGAGUAACAAAGUUUGGAGAGGGGGUGUUCAACCGAGCCAAGCUCAUGAACAUCGGCUACGUGGAGGCCCUCAAGGACGCCCCCUACGACUGUUUCAUCUUCAGCGACGUCGACCUGGUGCCCAUGGACGACCGCAACCUCUACCGCUGCUACGACAACCCCCGGCACUUCUCCGUCGCCAUGGACAAGUUUGGAUUCCACCUCCCGUACAACUCGUACUUUGGCGGAGUGUCGGGCCUCUCCAAGGCACAGUUUGAGAAGAUAAACGGCUUCCCCAACAACUACUGGGGCUGGGGCGGCGAAGACGAUGACAUCUAUACCAGAGUGUCUCUGGCUGGAAUGCACAUCUCUCGACCAUCGGGCGAGAUUGGCCGAUGCCGGAUGAUAAGGCACACAAAUGACAAGAACAAUGAGCCGAACCCACAAAGGUUCAACUUGAUUCAGUCAACCAGAAGCACGAUGUGGAAAGAUGGCAUCAACUCACUUCAGUACUCGCUGGUGGAAAAAACCCUCUAUCCACUCUAUACGAACCUCACGGUGAACGUUGGUAACCCCUAGAAGUAGGGACCCAGUGUGCACACCUUUCCAGGUUUGACUCGGGUAUGAGCUGGGUUUGACUCAGAGAGUCCGGGAAAUUGGUAUCUGUUGUCAGGUGGCAGGGAUUGAUUUUUACCGAGAUCUGGUGGCGUCGUGUUAAAUUGUUGUCGUAAAUGAGACUAAUGUACAUAAUGUAUGUAGUGUAUUAUGCAUAUUGGGCGAAUGCCCACAGCUUGGGCCUUAUUAUGUACAUUAGCUUAACUUUAGCCUCAUGACCACAUACCUGUCAACCCCUUAUCAGUGCCUACUUUAUUACAGACCAAUUCAGACCAUAUUGGUCAUGCCGUGCCCUUAUACAUCUCAUCGUUCAUC